AUGAAUAAUGAGUCUGACGAUAACAAGCGGAAGAGGCGUGGUCGUGGAGUGGGUGGUGUUGGCGGUGGUGCUGUGUUAAUAGGCGAUUCUAGUGAAAAGCAAACAGAGACAAAUUUACCGUCUCUUCAAGUCCCAAUCAGCGGAACUCAUGGAACGAUCACUCCGGGGCAUAUAGUUGCAGGGAAUAUAUCAUCUUGUCCACGAUUUGAUCGCUUGCGGUUGGCGGCGAAAGAAGACCGUCAUGAAAUACAUUUGAAACGUAUUCAGGAGGAAAAGAGAGCGGAAGAAUCACGUCAACGUCGUGCUGCCGCCUCAGAUACAAUUACCAUGAAUGAUUUUUACGCUACACUCUUUGUACCCGCUGUUUCAAGUGAAAAUGUAGUUGUUAGUAAUGGUGGUGAUCCUACGGCAACAACAGUACCCACAACUGCACCUACACCCAAUUUACAGUUUCGGGACCGUGAUGUGGUAUUGAAAGACGUGGAGGAUUCCUUUGUUGCUUGUUACUAUCAUAUGUAUCCAGAGGCCUUGACGCGGCAUAAAGAAGCCGAGGAGGAAGCCGAGCGGCGUAGGCGUUCAACCAUUGCCGCCUCACAGCUGGUAUCAUUAGCGGGUGAAACUGGACGCUCAAGAACUGCCAGUCCAUUGGGGAAAAAAAGUAAAGGAAAGAAGAAAAAGAAAGAAGAGCCGUUACCACGAGAGGGAGCACCUGCGGCAAAUCUUGGUGUUCUCUUAUCGGCAUUGAUAGCGGCAGGUGAUAGUAAAGGACUGAUCACACAAGAUGCUCUUGCGGAUGUACUCGCAAAGGCACCGUUUGAAGUACGAGACUCACAAGCAUUAGAGGCGUUUUUCUUCGCUGUGCGUUCAUCCUCUACGGCAAAAGGUACUACUGAAAGUGAAUCAGAACGUCGUUUGAAUAAUUCCUCCAGUACCACCACCUCCAAUACACGAGGAUUAAAGCGAAAUCCAUCCAUGCGGGUAUCUAAUGCACAAGUUCACUCCUCUACAGCUGCAUUAUCCCCAUCAAGCCCCAUCGCCAGUGUAGCCAACCUGCAAGCGAGUCUACGGCGUGGGCCACCAACAACAGGUGGAAGUUUCUAUAUUCGCCGUACUGGUUUCACACCACGGACCUCACGUGUCUUUACAUCAUCCGUUAUUAUGACAGCAGCGGCCAGUAGUGCUGGAGGUGGAGGAGGAGGUGCAGGAGGUGCUGCAGCUGCUGGUGGUGGUGGUGGUGGUGGUAGUAGUGCAGCUGAAGUUUUUCCUGCUCCAGUGGUUCGUGUACGAGAGGUGUUAGCAGCGGUGGAUGCAAUAAUGAAUGGUCCUGAACUGCGGGAUGUGGUGCGAUCCAUUUGUUUUAAUGUAUUGGAAACAGAUGGGUAUAUACAUAAAGCCACACUUCAAUCUAUGCGUUUAACUCGUCGGGAGGCAUGUGAGGAUAAAGAUGCGUUGGUGACGCCUUCUAUCGUAAAAGCGUUGGGUGACGCUAUUGAAGUGAUGCUACAGGAAGAGGAACAGGAAUAUAUACGUACACAAUUAAAAGAUAAGCGCCGUAAAAAUAAAGGUAAAGCACCUACACUUCUUCCACAUCAAAAGUCAGUUAUCCCAUUACAUAUGAUGAGACGAUCACAUAUGAAUCGAAAGGAAUUCUUUCGAUUUUUUGAUGAAUUACCACUUUUUGCGGCUUCUUUUAUGCAUGUAUGGUUUCCUGCCUUCUUUUCUACUACCUGGCCGCCGGUAAAGCAGGUGACAGUGUAUGAUACAAACACCGAUGAUGCAAUAGAGGAGGAAUAUGAUGAAAACGAGAUUAGUAAUAAUACCAACAAUAAUAUCAGUAACACAACAAGCACUAGUAAUGCUUUUCUGCAUCCUUCCUUUGGAGAAACAAGAUCACAACGCGAAGUGUUUGAAUGGGAUAAAGUUGCGACUGGAUCUUUGGCGAUAUUACUUCGUAGUUCAGUACAACGUCGUAAUUUGGCACGAAAGAUAGUCACAGAGCGUUUAGAUCACAUGAAACUAUCAGCACCAGAAGAUAGUGAUGCCACUGUAUGA
This is a messenger RNA of Trypanosoma theileri, 2052 nucleotides long. RefSeq lists its product as uncharacterized. The transcript has a single exon. The record is from RefSeq and is a predicted model, not a curated record. The coding region runs from base 1 to 2052 and encodes 683 amino acids. NCBI's taxonomy places the organism in Eukaryota, Euglenozoa, Kinetoplastea, Trypanosomatida, Trypanosomatidae.